GUGAACCUGGUACUGAGUGAGGGAAGGUCCCUUGGCUUACUCAUUCGUGGAGGUGCCGAGUACUCCCUGGGGAUUUACAUCACUGGUGUGGAUCAGGGCUCAGAGGCUGAAAGUACUGGUUUAAAGGUAGGAGAUCAGAUCCUGGAUGUAAAUGGCAUCAGCUUCCUCUCCAUCCCUCAUGAUGAGGCUGUUAGAAUUCUUCGCUCCUCUCGACAUCUUAUAAUGACUGUGAAGGAUGUUGGCCGAGUUCCUCAUGCUCGCACUACAGUAGAUGAGACUCAGUGGUUAAGUAGCUCAUAUGCUGGAGAUCCUCACUCAUCUGCAGGGAUUCUGGGAAAUUCCUCUACUGAAACCAGCACAAAGCCAGUCUUCUACCGAGCACCUGCCGGGUCACAGGUCACGCUCAGCAGUCUGGGUAAUCAGUCCGUGGUGGCCCUAGAAGAGAGGGCACGUCUAUUGCUAACUGAGCUUGAAAGAAGCACGAUGAAUUACUACCUCCAGCAGUACAAAGACCUCCACAUCCCAGUGCAGGCCUUCGUAAUGGCUAUGUUUGAGCUUCUCAACACCCAAGCCAAGUUCACUCUGCUGUCUGAGCUACGGCCCCAGAUCUUCCCUCAUGACUUGGCUGUAUUUGACAACAUGGUGUUGAAGCGAGAAAUCGAGUCUAUGAAAUCUCGGCAUCGAUCGGGAGAUACAGUCUCUGUCUUAUCUCAAAGUCCGAGCACAUCAUCCACCGAGAGCCACCAGACUGUCAGCACUGCAAGUACUGCCCGGGAGAGGCUCCUGUGGCUGCUGGAUGUUAUGGAGAACGGAGCAGAUCCUGAGGGAAGUGCCGACUCUGGAAGCCUCAGCAGAACAACUCUGCCUGACAUCUCCCUGGAUGAUGUCAACUCAAUGUUAGAGGAGCCCCCGUCAUUUCGGCCAGCUCCUCCUCCUCCUGUUACAGAAGAAGCACCUUCCAUGCUCAGAAGACAAAAUGGAGAGCGAGUACCGCGUCCUUCCUCUGGCUCAUCACAGUCUGGGCUUUUCUUCACUGCCCCUUCCCAUCCCAGUCCACCAUUGCCUCCUCUAACAUCACCCCCAACUCCGAGCCCUCCUCUUCCUCUUCUCACUACACCCCCCACUUCUCCUCAUUCCCAGAAUCCAAAUGAGGCAAUAUAUGCCACUAUUUCUCCCAAAACUCAGACUUCAGCACGUCCUGCAGCCCAGCUGGCUCUGGUCACGCAGGUACCUCUACCCCCCUUCCCGAGGGUCCAGUCACCUACCAGGUUAAAGCCCAUGUUGGAAAGCCCCCCGCAUUCAGCUUCUUCCUCACAUCCUGAUCAAUCAGAGGUUCACACUACACAACAUUUUGUCAUGGUGGAGGUCCACCGGCCCAACAGCGAGCCUGAUGUCAAUGAGAUCCGAGCUGUACCACAAUCACGAGCCGUCUUGCCCGUCUCACCCCCGGCCUCUCUCUCCCAGCUCUCUGACAGCGGGCAGACUCUGAGCGAGGACAGCGGAGUGGACGCAGGAGAAGUUGGCGGAGGCAGCAAAGACAGCAGUCCUCAGCCACAGAAAUCUAAAGGAGCGGAGAACAUGAUAAAACCAGUAAGGGGAAGUUCAGGGUAA
Messenger RNA from Staurois parvus, 1611 nucleotides. Lineage: Eukaryota; Metazoa; Chordata; Amphibia; Anura; Ranidae. The record is from the annotation of a GenBank genome assembly.